ACACCGGAAAUAAGAAAUAUUUCAGUAAUCUUGACUCAGGAAAGUUGCUCUCCUAUGAAACACGGAAGAUAGGUCGUGUAAGCACGCUAUACAGUGGAUUAUAGAGAUUUUUCUUGAGAGGCUUUUAAAUAUUUUGUUUCUCUUUGCUUGAGAUUUCAUCACACAUCCAGUAGGAAAUGUAAACACGGGAAAGCUCACAGUGCUUUGUAACAACAUUCACUGAUUUUUAUUCUGCUGCUGAAAUCGAUUAACAAUCUUUAUUUAUUGAUUGGUAGAAGUAAAAUAAUCCGUGAAGAAGGGGAAAGGAGCGAAUCUUCUGUGAAUAUGCAUUAUAUAUUGUGAGUGAUUGACAUUUUACAUUGAUACUUAGCAGGGACCUACUCUAUCAAUACUUUAAUUUGAUUGGACGGCGGCCCAGUCAAAACUGUAGUCUUGGAUACGCGAGAAUCUGUAUUAACAUAUCUAUAAUUGCGUCGCGCUGGCAAAUAUACAUUUGAAAUGUGAAUGUUUUCUGCUGAUUGCAGCAGCAUCUGUAAAUGUGCUAUCCAGAAAUAUUUUAAAAUCUGGACAUUUUUAAAAACAUUUUGUCAAUCACGGAAGAAAUUAUACGGUGGACUUUGUGCAUUUAUAAAUAUCUUCCGGAAAAUACUCAAAGGUGAAGAAUAAGGCGAGGAAUAAAACUAUAUUGAAUGAGUCGUUAAAGAUAAUUGGUGGCGAAAAUCAACGGUAUAUAGGUUUUCAAUCAUACUAUUGGCCGUUUCAUUCUAACACUGAGUUUGUGACCAGCUGCGUGUGUUCUAAGUAGAAUUGAUUUUCCUUGAUUCAAUGAAGAAAUAGUGUUCAUCUUUACGUAUACAUACAUCAUGUCUGAUUCGACAGAGUCCUUUCCGGAUAUAUUGGAGCUAAACGUUGGUGGAGUGUUCUAUACUACGUCUUUAGCCACCGUCAAAAAAGAAGGCGACUCACUGCUGGGACAGAUAUUCAAUGGCAGUUCCAAGGUCAAAGUUGUAAAGGACUCGAAAGGUAAAUACUUCAUUGACAGAGAUGGCGUUUUAUUCAGAUAUGUUCUUGACUAUCUCAGAAACCAGAAAAUUGUCCUACCGGAAAAUUUUCACGAAAAAGAAAGACUGAAACAAGAGGCUGAAUAUUACCAGCUGCCCAAUUUAGUGAAGAUGCUGCAUUCGGCUAUCAUGUCCCCACCAAAACUGGGACAACUUCAACACAGUAAAGUUCCACCCAUCAGUAAUAGUAAUUCUCUUUCACCUGUUAGCAUGGAGGGAAAGAUACCAGGUUAUAUAACCGUUGGAUACAGGGGAACGUUUGCAUUUGGUCGAGACGGAUUAGCAGACGUCAAAUUCCGUAAAAUGAGUCGAAUAAUCAUCUGCGGAAAGGUUUCCAUUUGCCGCGAAGUAUUCAAGGAUACUUUGAACGAAAGUCGAGAUCCUGACCGAGGUGAAUCGGAUAGAUACACUGUCCGCUUUUUCUUGAAACACAAUUACUUGGAGCAAGCUUUUGACAUGUUGGCUGAAGAAGGGUUCAGGCUGAUGGGAACCUGCGGCUCUGGCACAAACAAUGCUGGGGAGGUCAAGGCCGGGAUGGACACCGAGGAGGCACGGUGGCAGCACUACAAUGAGUUUAUCUUUGAAAGAAGGUAGAAUGUGUUUUGAAAUCUUUCCUUUUUUCUGUUAUGAAGUGUCAUCGAAAAUUGUAUGUCUAUCGUGAUUUGGUUUCUACAUUGAACAAAACACUUUGUGUGCGAAUGGAAUGGCCGUGUUUUAAAUCUCGCUGGACACUUUGGAAGUGGUGACUGAGUUUUAAUAGUACCGACUGUUGGAUGCAUUUAGCCUCUGCUCUCUAUGGUAGAUUCAUGAUAAUCAGACAAAAGCCUUUUAUGUCUGUUAAUUAAAACGUCAACGUGUUAGAUUUAUCUUGACAAAUCUGGCCUUUUUUGUCAAUAAUAUAAAUUCAUUGUACAUAACCUGUUCAUAUAUUCGAUGAUACAUAAAAAAGUUGUCGGUUUAUUAUAUGCACGAGAUUGUAAGGGAACAUAGAUCGUAUUGGAAAAUAAAGUACCUUGAUAUGUAAA
Messenger RNA from Ostrea edulis (European flat oyster), 2086 nucleotides. Its product is annotated as BTB/POZ domain-containing protein KCTD12-like. Gene Ontology annotation, biological process: protein homooligomerization. The record is from RefSeq and is a predicted model, not a curated record. The transcript has a single exon. Bases 864 to 1655 code for a protein of 263 amino acids. Gene Ontology annotation, molecular function: protein binding. NCBI's taxonomy places the organism in Eukaryota, Metazoa, Mollusca, Bivalvia, Ostreida, Ostreidae.